AUGGCAGAUCCUAAGACUUGCUGGCUUGGAGCAGCCUUGUCUCUCACCUGCUUAACUUUCCUAAUCUGUUGUGUUGAUGCAGCUUCAUUUCAACAUUACCAACUGCUUCAGAAAGACCCAGACUACAGAUUAAAAAACUUUCAAAGAUUUCCGAGUCCUGAUAUGAUUAAGGCUUUGGAGUACAUAGAAAACCUUAGACAGCAAGCUAACAAGGGGGAAAUCAACCCAGAGUAUAAUUCUUAUCAGGGAGUUCCAGUUUCUCUCCAGCAGAAAGAAAGUAUUGAUCAAAGCCACUUGCCAGAAAAUUUAAGGGAUUCAUUGAAUGAAGAAGAGUCACAUUUGAUGCAAAUAAUACUGGAAGCCUUGAGACAAGCUGAAAAAGAGCCUCAGUCUGCUCCCAAAGAGAACCAACUCUAUGCCUUGAAUUCUGAAAAGAACUUUCCUAUUGAUUUGAGUGAAGAUUAUGAGGCUCAACAGUGGCCUGAAAGAAGACACAAGCACGCCAAGUUGCCACGCAUGCAUGAAGAGAGCUCCCGAGACAACCCUUUUAAACGUACUAAUGAGAUUGUGGAAGAACAAUACACUCCUCAAAGCCUUGCUACUUUGGAGUCUGUUUUCCAAGAACUGGGGAAGCUGACUGGGCCAAACAACCACAAGCGUGAGAGGGUUGAUGAGGAGCAAAAACUAUAUGCAGAUGAUGAAGAUGACAUCUACAAAGUUAACAACAUUGCCUAUGAAGAUGUUGUUGGUGGAGAAGACUGGAACCCGAUAGAAGAAAAAAUAGAGAGCCAAACCCAGGAAGAGGUAAGAGACAGCAAAGAGGAAAUUGACAAAAAUGAAGAAGAAAUUGAAGAUGAGAUGAAGCGUUCAGGGCAACUUGACAUCCCAGAUGAAGAUCUUAGGAAAGAAAACAAGGAUCAACUCUCAAAUGAAGUAUCUAAGCUAAUGAACUAUUAUUUGAAAAAGUUAGUGAAUGGUGCAGGAAAUGGGAAGUUCAGGGGUGGAAAAAAUGAAGAAAAGAGAGCAGCUAAGUUUUUGGAGAAACAGUUUGAUCCCCAGUCAAUUUAUCAGCUAAUUGAAAUAUCAAGGAAUUUGCAGAUCCCACCUGAAGAUUUAAUUGACAUGCUCAAAACUGGGGAUAAGCCAAAUGAAAGAGUGGAGCCUGAGCAGGAACCUGAACUGCCAGAUGACCUAGAGGAAGUCGCAGAGACUGAUGUAGAACAUCCUGAUUUGUUCCAAAAUAAGAUGGGCUCUAAGAGUAGCUAUGGAAAGCAGUCUGGAGCGGCUGUGACAGAUUCCCUACCUGAAGGCCUUAAUAUUGAGGACAUUUUAAGCCUCUUAGGGACUGAGAAUGCAGCAAAUCCAAAAGCCCCAUAUUUUGCCAACCAGUUUAGUCGAGAGAACAUUCUCCCAAGGCUCUCCUAUUCUCCUGGAAGAAUUAGAGGGCAACAAAUUCCCAAAGCUGCUUGGAUGCCAGAUCUGGAAAGGAGACAAGUGACAUACAAAAACAUGAAAGAGAAGGAUGAAGAAUUAGGAGAUUAUUUAGCUAAAGUGUUAGCUAAAUACCCUGAGGUUAUGAAUUCAAACCAGAUGAAACCGGUUUCUAUCCCGGGCUCCUCAGAAGAUGACCAGCAAGAAGAGGAACAGAUCGAACAAGCCAUUAAAGAGCAUUUAAGCCAGGUGGGAUCUCAAGAGUCUGAUAAGUUGGGCUCUGUCACCAAAAGGCUUCCUCUGGUUACCCAGGAAAAUGAUGAAACCCAGAACAGACAGUACCUAGAUGAAGAUCUGUUGCUGAAAGUGCUGGAAUACCUCAAUCAGGCAAAAACAGAAAAGGGAAGAGAGCACAUUAUUAAAAGAGCAAUGGAAAAUAUGUAGGCUGCUCCUGUCAAUGCCCUGCCUCCCCCCAAUUGCCCCAAGGUUAUCUCUCUUUUGUGUGUUGCUCCUUUUCUCCUGUUCAUUUGUAUUUUCUCUAAAUGAUGUAUGGGCAAAUGGUUCCAGACCACUGGAAGAUUUGCCUAACG
Molecule: messenger RNA, 2021 nt
Organism: Vombatus ursinus (common wombat)
Lineage: Eukaryota; Metazoa; Chordata; Mammalia; Diprotodontia; Vombatidae
Gene: SCG2
Product: secretogranin II
Exons: 1
Coding region: 1-1875 (624 amino acids)
Cellular component (GO): secretory granule
Source: RefSeq, a predicted model, not a curated record